Messenger RNA from Candidozyma duobushaemuli, 813 nucleotides. Its product is annotated as DUF4112 domain-containing protein. NCBI's taxonomy places the organism in Eukaryota, Fungi, Ascomycota, Pichiomycetes, Serinales, Metschnikowiaceae. The record is from RefSeq and is a predicted model, not a curated record. The transcript has a single exon. The coding region runs from base 1 to 813 and encodes 270 amino acids.
AUGUAUCUGUAUAUUUUGCAUUGGGUUGCGAAUCGAUUCUUGAAAGACAAUCAGCUCAAUAAGCUUGGCGUCGAGGACCCUUACUAUGAGGACAUCCCAGUGUCUACAAACGAAAAGACAGGGAAGACCAAAUACAAAAAGGUGAAGAGGCAACCACCAAAGGGCCUUCUGCAAAACGAUGUUAGUAUAUUGCAGACUGUCAGAAAAAAGGCUUACCGUUAUGACAUGUGGUUCAGCGUUCUCGGCUUCAAGUUGGGUUGGUCCAAUGUUGUAGGCUUGGUGCCUAUCUUCGGAGCCAUUGUGGCCAACUACUGGUCAUUGCUGAUUUACUGGUACGCUCGUUCCUUGGACGACGGCUUGCCUUUGGAUAUCCAACUUUUGUUCUUCUUCAAUAUUGCCAUCGACUUUGUCUUAUCGUUCAUCCCCAUUGUUGGCCAGUUGAUCGAAAUUGGUUACAAAGCCAACCUGAGGAACUUUCUCUUGCUCGAAAAGCACUUGCAACGCGUUGGUGAAAAGAACUUGGGCUUGAUCUCCGAGGCAGAUGUCAGACCGGGCUUCAUCAAUGAUAAAGUUCAGCCUUUUGUGGAUGAGACCAUCAAGCCUGGUGCCGUCAAGGCCAGUGAGUCUUUGAAACACCUCGUACAGCAGGGACUCGGCUCAGCGGGUUCAUCAUCUCCAUCCUCGGCAGAGCCUACAAUUCAAGGUUCCGAGGCCACCGCCACAGCGACAAUGGAUAGUUUCACCGAGGACGACGCCAAAAGCGUACGCAGCCUCAAGGCUAACAAGCGUGGCACGUCCAAGGAUUUUGAAUAG